CUGUCUUAAAUGGAGAAGAAGGUGGUGAUGGCUGAGAUCCGUAAGCAAUUGGGCCUUGGUGGGCCUUUAAUACUUGCAAAUGUGUUGAUGUUCCUUCUUCAGGUGAUAUCAGUCAUGUUUGUGGGUCAUUUAGGGGAGCUUGCUCUUUCUGGAGCUUCAAUGGCCGCCUCCUUCGGCUCUGUCACUGGCUCCAGCUUGUUGAUGGGUAUGGGAAGCGCAAUGGACACAUUAUGUGGUCAAGCAUUCGGAGCAAAGCAAUAUCAUAUGUUAGGCAUCCAUAUGCAAAGAGCAACAAUCGUCCUCACUCUCGUAAGCAUCCCCAUCGCCUUCAUAUGGGCAUUUACCGGUCAAAUACUAAUUGCAUUUCACCAAGACAAGCAAAUAUCAACUGAGGCUGGCUUAUAUGCUCGAUGGAUGAUCCCGUCUCUCUUUGCUUAUGGCUUACUCCAAUGUCAUAUAAGAUUUCUACAAUCACAGAACAUAGUUUUACCAUUGAUGAUAUGCUCAGGGAUCACAACUGUACUUCAUAUUUUGUUUUGUUGGGCUCUUGUAUUGAAAUCUACCCUCGGUGUUAGAGGUGCAGCUAUAGCGCUAUCUAUGUCAUAUUGGGUCAAUGUCUUGUUAUUGGCACUUUAUAUCAAAUUCUCCCCAGCAUGUAAAAGAACUUGGACUGGAUUUUCUAGAGAAGCUUUGAAGGAUAUUCCCAAAUUCCUUAAGCUUAGUAUUCCUUCAGCUGCAAUGAUUUGUUUGGAAUUCUGGUCAUUUGAGAUGCUUGUGCUUCUUUCUGGUCUUCUUAAAAAUCCGAAGCUAGAAACAUCAGUUAUGUCAAUAAGCCUCAACACCUCAUCAAUAGUAUUCAUGAUCACCAUAGGUCUUGGUGCGGCAAUAAGUACUCGUGUUUCAAAUGAACUCGGCGCUGGAAAUCCACAAGCUGCUCGUUUUGCAAUUCAUGUUACGGUAUCUAUAACCAUUGUUGAAGGUUUGAUUAUGGGAUCGAUUCUUAUACUUAUAAGAAACAUCUGGGGACAUGCGUAUAGCAGCGAGAGGGAAGUUGUUACGCAUGUUGCAGAGAUGAUGCCUUUCCUUGCUCUUUCUCAUUUGGUAGAUGGAAUUCAAUGUGUACUUUCAGGCACUGCAAGAGGGUGUGGGUGGCAAAAAUUUGGCGCUUUCAUUAAUCUUGGAUCCUACUAUAUUAUUGGCAUACCGUGUUCUGUGAUCUUAGCUUUUGUGGCUCAUCUCGGAACAAAGGGUCUUUGGAUAGGAAUCAUUUGCGCGCUUUUCCUUCAGGAUGUGCUGUAUGUAAUUAUUACAGUAUGCACCGAUUGGGAGGCAGAAGUUAAGAAGGCAAGAGAUCGAGUUUAUGACUCUGGUGCUCCACAUGACUCUACCAUUUCCCUAGGAACAACAGCAUAAAAGAAAACUUGUUUACAUUCCCUUUUUGUGGAUAAAGUUCUAUAUAUAGUAUGCAUGGGUCGUUUU
Molecule: messenger RNA, 1479 nt
Organism: Asparagus officinalis (garden asparagus)
Lineage: Eukaryota; Viridiplantae; Streptophyta; Magnoliopsida; Asparagales; Asparagaceae
Product: protein DETOXIFICATION 16-like
Exons: 8
Coding region: 10-1413 (467 amino acids)
Biological process (GO): xenobiotic detoxification by transmembrane export across the plasma membrane
Cellular component (GO): membrane
Molecular function (GO): antiporter activity; xenobiotic transmembrane transporter activity
Source: RefSeq, a predicted model, not a curated record